Messenger RNA from Xyrichtys novacula (pearly razorfish), 15682 nucleotides. The record is from the annotation of a GenBank genome assembly. Lineage: Eukaryota; Metazoa; Chordata; Actinopteri; Labriformes; Labridae.
CCCCUUUCCCGUGAUGCGUCGCGGCAUUGGUACAUAUGUUUUUGUGCUCGAUUAUGAAGUUAGUUUCUGAAAAGUUGAUAAAAAAAUUAACAUAUAUUCGCAUUGACUAUCGGCAUUUGUUUGUAAUCGACGUAUUGUUGGGCGUAAUCAUUGGAUUUGCACAAUUAGUUAAAGCCUGGAGCUUAGUUUGACAUCGGUAACUAAGGCAACGACUUUUGACGAUAGUCGCGGGAGAAUUGGAGGACGCUGAAACAAACAUCUGCAUUUGAAGGACUCCUUUGACUGCUGUUGAUCAUGGAGAGAAGUAACUUGGGAAAGGAAAGGCUUAUAGUACCUGAUGACUUUACCUCAGCGGCACUGUCAGGUGAGUUGACUUUUCAAGCCGGAAAUUAAGUUGAAAAGUGUCCAUAAGCUCCAAACAGUGAGCUCCAUGAUGUUUGCCAGCCUACUGCAGGGGAGACUGGGGUAAGUUGAUUCCACCCCCUUGCUGCUUGUAAAUGGUCAAAGAAAUUGAUCAUGUGACCAAAUAUUUAGGAGAUGGGGACAAUUCAUGGAGUCUGUGAAGGUUAGAAGCACGUGAGCGAAGGGGUUAGACAUAUAUUUACAAAAAAAAAAAAAAAAAAAAAACAUUUUUCACUCUUGAAAGUGAAUUUAGUCUGUUACAAGUUUUAUUAGAAUUGUGUUCGAACCAAGUAGUAGUUCUGGGGUAAGUUGAGUCAGUGGUUCAACUGAGUAAGUAAAGGAGUCUGAUGAGAGGAUCACAGUUUCAGUUCAGAUUGUUGAAAUGUGUUACUUUUUCUUUUCAAAAAUACAGCUGUGAAUGUUCUGAAUCACUUAAAGACAUUCUCAUGUUAAAAUGACUUUUUACAAAACAGCUUUUUAGCAGUUAUAUGCAAUAACAAUUAAAAGAAUUAUUGUACCAGUUGAAAGGCAUAUAAUAGAUAAAAAUACACAUGAAUGUGAAGAAGUGUACCCCGCUCCUAUGGUCAACUUACCCAAUACACGGGGUAAGUUGACCAUAGGAGACCCCUUUUUUUGGCAUGCUAGAUUAUAUAGACAGUUAUGUUUUCACUCAUUCUGUUGGUUUUCAGGGAUGCACGACAUCUUGAAAUAUAUGCAGAUACACUAGUUAGAGACAAAACUAUGAUUGACUUGAUGUAGUGAUCCGAAAUAUGAAAAGUGGCUCAUCUUACCCCACUCUCCACUAUAUUCCUCCUUAUAAUUUUUCCACAUGCCGACUUUGUCAUCAACUUAUACCAUUACAAAGAUAACAGGUAAUAGACUACUCAGAGAAGAGAACUCGUCAAGUUUAUCACAGCAACUUUCUCAAAAGCUCCAUUUGAAAAGUCUUUCAGGAAAUCAAACAUAACACAGUUGGCAGAGGGCAACUCAAAGCAGACCAUCGAACGCAUGCGCACUAAUAAACAUUAUUUUAUACUAUUUAGGAAAUAUCCAGAAAGAGCUGAUACCCCCAUCGCAUUUCACGUCGAAGAUCCAGCCUGCCGGAGCACACAGAAACACCGAACUUCAGGGCCCAUCGCCGGCUGUUUCUUGGUUAAACGCAGGUACACCAUCAAUACCAGAGAAUCCCAUUCCUGCCAACCCAUGGCUCGCUAUAUCUCAGGCCCAACAGGAAAUCUUGGAACUGAAGAGGGAAAAUCAGAGGAUCAUGAUGUCAGAGAGAGGAAACAGAGGCGGAGGGAUUGCUCUGGCUCACCCAUCAGCUCCUGGCGCAAGGUGUCUUGCAAUUUUUCUUUUGCAUGGUUAAAAAUAAAGUUAUUGUUUGUCAGCUGGAUACUAUUUUGAGUGCAUGACUUGCUCCUCUUCCUAAAAUACAGGUGUGCAGAAAGAGAUGAGCAGUGGUUCAGAUGGGAAUCAGAGUGGCGCCUGGAGGCAGAGAAGCACAAGGCUGAAGCUGAGAGGUUGAAAGGGCAGGUGGAGGCAUUAAAGGAGACUGCAGAGAGACACAGAGAAGAGACACGGGUCAGAGACGGCACACUAAAUAGGUAGGAGAAAUGCUUAUGUUGUUAUGCAAUCAAGACAUUUUUCUGUUUGCCAGACAUUCUUUACAUAACACUUCAGGGACAAGCGAUGAAUCAUUUGAGCAAGCCAAACAUGUCAAACACCUUUGUUUGACAGACAGAGCCAUGAGUUGGAAGCAAUGCGCAAAGAAAUACUUCAGGCUAAGGUUGAAUUGUGCAAAAUCAGAGAGGAGCUCAGUGAAAGCAGUUCACAGAAGGAGAAAAUAAGCUCGCAGGUAAUGCUGUUUACUGACUAAACAUUUCAUUUUGACACUGUUGUUGACAAAAAUCACCUGAGAAUUGCUGACAUCUGUAUCUCAUUCCAGCAGUUUGUAGUCAGGCUUGUUUGGACCAUCUUUUCGUCUGUAUAAAAGCUUAUAUUCAUCCUAUAAUUUUAAUUUAGCAAGCUUCACAGUGAACAGUUUUAUAUAGGAGGAUUCUUCUAUGUUUAACAUUUCUCUGUCUUGCAGCUUGAAAGACUGAAGGGAGAAUCUAGCGAAGAGAUUACAAAGCUGCGGAAAGCUUUAGAAAAGAGUGAGGUGGACUCCCGGGAGCUUGUCCUGAAAGCUGAAAUGGGCAGGUUACAAGCUGAGGAGGAAGCCAAACAACAGACUUUUAAUUUAUCAGAGCAACUGGGGGAAAUGCGCAAGAAGCAAAAGGUUGAGGUGUGUGGCACAAUCUCUGCAUGGAAUAUUAAACCAUCGUUAGCCUUGUACAAACCAAUUUGACAGACUCAACUCUGCUUCAUUGUUGUGUUGUCUAGCAGGACAAGGAUCAAGCAGCAGUGCUUUUUUGAAACUGAUCUUUUACUGAUAAACUUUCCUCAGGAGGCUAACUAGUUAAAAGAGAGAUUUUAAUCAGAGAUCAAUGUAACGCAUAUUAUCUGUUCUUAUUUUUUUUUAAACGUCUCUCUCUUAACUUACUUGUAGCUUCAACAGAUAGAAGCUUCCCACUGUGCAGAGCUGGAUGCAGCAGUUAAAACCAACAGGGAACUACACGACAAACUUCAAUCAAUGUCCUCAGAAUUGCUGCAACUUAAAAGCACUCUGGUGGAGGUGUCUACUGAGAGAGACAGACAGAAAGAACAUUUAAGGUGGGUAAUAUUGAGUCUAAAAGCGAACCAAGAGCUGGACAUCUAUAGCACUCUGCAGUCAGAUUCACUAAUUUUGUUGUUGGAUACGUUGUUUGUUUCUCAGCCAAAUGGGAGUAGCCUUUGAAACACAAUCAGCAACACUGCACAGCCUCAGAAAUUACAUCGGCCAACUUGCCCCGGAGAAAGGAGAAAAGGACCGAUUAAGUGAUGCUGUGGAGGUGAAGACCACAUAAACAGUAUUGAUUGCAAUCAGCCUACUGUAAAGUUAUAGCUUUGGGGGAAGAAACUUAAAAUCUUCCUUUCAGCAGGUUUAAGACAGAACCAUAGAACAAAUGACACUCAGAUUUAUGAAUUGACAUGCACAUUUAAUUAUGAUAACGCGCAUUAAUUCUUAAGCUCUCCAUUCUGUAGAAGCUGAACAAAGAGAAAGCGGCUCUUCAGAUGACCACAGAGCUUUUGACUGUCAGACUUAACUCCGUGAAUGAAAUACUGGCCCUCCAAGAAGAGAAAAUGGUGAAGGUCAGUCUUUUUUUCUGGUGAUAGCAAUGGAUGAUGCAAUCCAGAACCACUGGCAGCGCUCUUAGCUCAAAAAGUCACGUCAUACCUCUGUACUGACAAGCUCAUCCCUCUGCAAAAUAAGGUCUGAACUUUUUAUAAUCAUACCUGUAUGUUUUCAAAUGACCUCUGAUUAGAGGACAGACUGGCUGACAUUUUGUUGUACGUUUCUACAUGUUUUAAGGGGCUCCACUCUUACAGAAUACUUUUUAGAUUCUUAAUUUUCACCCACCAGGCUAAAGAAAUUUUUUCAGCAACAGUCUAUCCUGAUACUACACUAGUGCUUGGCGAUGUGGUCUUAAAUCAUAAUCCCAAUAUAUUAAGGAGUUCACCUCGAUAACGAUAAGGAUGAUAAUUACUCCACAAGCUGCUCACCCCCUCUCACAUUACCUUUGUCUACUUUAGCUGCUGCUCCAGCUGCGACAACUUCUGAACUGUCCUCCAUCUCCUCACCUGUCUUUCCCUUUUGUUACGGACUGGAUGAGGUGGAGUCACAUCUUUGAUGUAGGACAGCAUCUUACAGGGUCAUGAGACCCUAGCCUACCUACACACAUCCAAAACCAACUUUUUAAAAUUUUAUCUUUUGACACUGAAUAUAUCGACAUGGUAAAUUUCAGUAUCUGUAAAUUUUCGGUUUAUCGCCCAGCCCUAUGCCACACCUUCAGUCAUUGUGCUGUUACCCAGGAUCUGAACAUAGAGGGUAUUCUUUAUCAACAAUUAUUAUCAUGACUGUUAACUGUGUGAUGUAUUUCUCUAAGAAUAUUCACAUGGCUGCAUGUUGAGAAUAUGUGUCAAUUUUCUGAACAGAAUGGUGUAAACCUUCGAAAUGAAUGUCAGUUUAAUCCAACACCUAAGCUCUCUGGUAUCUCUGUAUUGUGCCAAACAUAUGUCUAUCAUUGUGUGUCUGGAGCUUCUGGCUGUUAGGUUAUCAAACUUAGUCUUAACUCGAAAGUUUUAGAAGUCUGAAGUGUGAAUGCACUUCAUGGAAGACGCUCACACCGAUCUUUCUCCAAAGCAGACUCUCGGGUUUUAGAUUGAUGAUAAAACAGCAAAACCCUGCAGGACUGAUUUAGUGGCUGAACACUUUACCCGAGGCACUUUUCCAAAUGUUGUGUAUAUAUCCAGUCUGACCCUGCAGGUGACAUAUGAAACAUUUUUCCACUUCUAAAUGCUUUUCUCUUCAUUUCGUAAAAGCGUUUAGGUUUGUCGCAGUAAAUGCCAACCUACAUAAACUUGGAAAUAGCUUUAGCUGUCAUCGUUGACAGCUUGGAUUAUUUCAGUUUUUAUCAGACAUUGCAUUGUUGUUGGUGAAGCAGAAACCAUUUUGAAAACUUUCGGUGGAUACUAGAUUUGAAAAAGAGAAAAGAAACUUAUUAUCUCAACUAUGCUUUAGAAAACACCAAGGUUCACUUGCGAUCAAUAAUCACUCAUAUGUUACACUUAGUUUGAAAUUCUGUUUUCUGUGUGCGUGUGUGUGUUUCAAUAGACCUCGACAGACCCUCUUGUGAAGAAUGAAUCUGAAGGCCUUCAAGUGCUUCGGCUCUGGAGAGAAAAAGUAUUCAAGUUAUGUGUCCAGCUCCGCUCAAAAGACAUUGAACUGAAAGGAGAAAAGGAUGAACUUCUUUCAAAAGUAGGAAAUCAGUCAUCAGUUGGUGUGCUCUGACACAUUCAUGCCUAAUGUGUUUAAAACUAUGAUACAGAAUGGCACCUUAUUGGUGUGUGUUUUAGGUCAGAUCUACAGAGCAGCAGCUCAAGCAGGAACAGCGUCAGGCCAGUGUGCUCCAACACAGUCUGGAUAACAGAAGAGCUGAGUUGGACCUGGAGAGAGUAGAAAAGGAGGUUAGUAUCAAGUGAUGUGAUUUACGUGGGUGUCAAAAAAUUUGAUGAUGCAUGAUAAAUUUGAGGCUGCAUAGGAAAGUGAUGAAUGCCUGUAAAUUUGUACCACUGCACACAAGCUGACUCUACAAAAACUUUGCUAGGUUUCAGUAGAAUAGGAGGUUAUUGACAGCUACUGGGGGUGAAGUGUUUUUAAAACUGAGCCUCACUGUGGAUCUGAGGGAGGCACUCAGUUUGUAUCUGUGUUUUCUUAUUCCAGACACUGAAGAUGGACUUGGUCCAGGCUCACAAGGAAAACUUCCAGCUAAAGUCACAGGGUGAAGAUGCAAAAGCUGGUCUGAACAUUGCUUCAGAAGCAGUGAAGAGGUAAACUACAUUACUCUGGAUUCAAAAUUUGAGAGUUAAUCAAAAGUUUGAGAAAAUGAAAGGGAAAAAUCAUGCCAGUGCUGAGACUCUAUACAAUUAAUGUUGCACUCUUAUAGAUUUUGACUUUUGCCUCACAGGUUUACUUCAGCAUUUGAAAGCAAAGUGGCAGAGAUGGAAGCAGCUCAAACAAGACUCAAUACUUUAACUCAGAGGCUAACUUUUGCUAAAGGACGAGUGGAGACUAUUCAAGGUGGGAUGUCAAUGGACAUUAAUGUGCUGAGUACAGUUCAGAUACAGAAAAUACAUCAUGAUGUUUCAUGUUGAACAGGUUUGAUCUUGAGGAGGGUCGCUCUUCAGAAAGCUCAGCUGGCUUGUAAACAGACAGAGUAUGCUACAGAGAGGUAUGUGCUCAUUUUUACACCUGAAAGAUCUGUACUCAGUCUUCUUCUCUUUGUCUCAUUAUCCACGAGUUGAACUUUGUUAAAUUUGUUAAUAAGCCUAUUUUUUAAGUUUUGGAAUCAAGUGUCACAUACUGCCUGUAGCUAACCUCCAUUACCCAUUUUAAUUAAUUGAUCACAAUGAUUAACCCCCUAAUUGCAUCAGUAUUGCUAAAGGCGUGUUAUGUUGCUUUGAAGCCAAAGCCAGGUCUUCAAUAUGCUAAUUUGUUCUGUUCAAGUCCAAAAAGUUUAAUUUUUGAUAUGUAGUGAAGACGCGUCUAUUUGCAUUUCGUUGCUGUAAACAGCAGAUGCUGUUCUAAUUUUUCAGGUUGUGUAGCUUGUAAAAUUUUAAUGCUCAUUUUACACUGAAACUAUUUCACUGCUCUAUCAUGGAAUGGUGGUUAUUUGCAUGAACAUUUAUGUUGCAUAGAUAAAGAAAUCUGUGAUUUAUCUGCAUGUGAGAGUUUUUAAUCUGCUGUUUGGAGAAAAGAGUUGCUUUUGGCUGUUGAGAGUUUAGCUUCCUCUGUAAUGCACCACACAGCUGCUUCUCUCACCCUCUCUUGCUCUCUGUUUGACUACCAGCCCCUUAAUUUUCUCUAACACUCAUCUGUGUUUCCCUGCAGCAUCACAAACCUUCAGACUGAGCUGAGUUUAGUGCGUGAAGAGAGAGACAAACUCACACAGGAGCUCAAAAGAACCCCAGAGCUCAUUGAGAAAGCUCUGACUGACCUAAAAGAACAGCGUGAGCACCUUCACACCCUGCAACACCUUUUGUCAGAGGUCAUGGUAGUGUUUUCUGCUGUCUUUUUUUGACUUUUGAAUAUCUUUCUCAGAUGAGAUCAAAGUGCAGCAGCAGCAGAAAGAGCUUGAGAAGAGCUGGAUGGAGAUCGGUCAGGCACUGGCAGCAAGGGAGGAGGCUGAACAGAACCUGCAGGAGCUCCGAGCCCAGCUGAAGGAGAGUGAAUUCAACCUGGAGAAACUCCGCUCUGAGCUGCUCAGCCAGCAGGAGCACAGCGACCGUGGUGAGGCAGUGGCUAAGACAUGCCUGUUUUUCAACCUUGACUUAUCCAGGGAAAGCCGACUGAGUGCCUCCUCUUUUCCCCAGAAAUGUCCUCCACAUUUUCACACCUGGCCACCUCUUGUCUGCUCCGUAGCUUUGCUGGAGCAUUUGGGGAUUAUGUGACACACUCAAGAGCACCUUGAGAGUAGAUGUUUAAGGGGGAGUUACUGAUACCAAUACCAUUCACCGUUUGAUUACACAGGGCCACUUUAAAACUUCUUAUCUUUGGACCUGUGUACAUUUUUUCCAUGUCAGUUUUAAAACAAUUAUCAGGACACAAAUGCACAUCCUAAUUUAACUGAUUGUGUAGCUGCUUGAGGGCAGAAACAAGUUAAAAACACAACAUUGACUUUCUGUACCCUCUACGAGUUGAUUAGUCAGACCUUAACAUCCACACAUGCAGUAUUCAUCUGUUUCUCUGUGCAGUACUCGCACUACUCUCUGCAUUGUUUGACUUUCCACUCUUUCCAAAGGGAAAUAUCUGCCUCUUUAGGUGCUGAUUGUUUUACUGUUUUCACCAGUGAGUCAUUAAUUGUGUAUGCGCCUUUUGUUGCUGGACAUGCCGCAUACAGAGGGGGUUUUUGAAGUUUUUUUAUUAUUAAAUUUUUUUUACCACAAGGGAACUGCUGCCUGAUUAUACUUUAAAGAGUUUCUGUGCUUUGAAGGUCAGUUAUACCUGCCUUAAUAGUGCACACAUCGAAAAAAUGUGUCAUAUGCUCCUCCAGCUGCAAAGAAAUGCACAAGCUUUAAUCCCUAACUAUCAUUUAAAACCAGAUGAGCAUCAGGCUGCUGUUUUACAGUCUUCUUCAUGCUGGUUUCAGGUAAAAAAGGAGACUUCAAAAUGAUUCACUCUCUUUUUUUGUUUGCUUUCUUGCUGUUAUGAACAUUUGUUAACAGAUGCAAUAAAAUCCCGUUUAUCCCCUGAUGUACAAAUGCAGCAUUAGCAUGCGCUCCUCAUUGUGUGAGCUACUGUACUGAAGAAGCCUACAUUUGUCCAUCUCGCCCCUUCAGCCCUGCAGGAGAGAGUGUCUGAGAUCAAGGACCACUGUGCUGAGAAGCUGAGAGAGAUGGAGGAUCAGGUCAAUACUGCCAGGAGGGAGCACACCAAAGCAGGUAGCAGGAUUAGCACCAUGCUGCCUCAGCCCACGGAAGCUUAAAGCAGGGGGCUGAAGUCAUCACUGUGAUCUAAUAUGGUUGUGAUUGUUUACGCAGCAUAUAGCAGCGAUUUCCCUGUGGUUUUGGAUCAGUCUGUGCUAUCUCUUGCAGUUAUGACUUUGCGGCAGUUUCAGAAAGAGGCAGCGAAGAAGCAUGAUGAGAUGAGAAAAACGCCACACUAUAGGAGUGAACACACAAAAAGAAAAGUCCAGAAUGAACAACAAAAGGAUGUGGUGAAAGAUAAAAAUCUGCUCCUGGUGAGAAUUUGCAAAGCCACUGGAAGUUGUGAGAACUUUUCUUUCUGUCUUCACUCUGUUGAUUGCUCUAUAUAACUCAAGGUCUCUUUCAAAUGUAAGCAUACUAAGGCUCAAACAACAGCUGGACAAAACCCUCCAGCACCCUGGGAACAUCCAGAAAAAUCUUCAGACAGACAUGCAGAUGGUGAGAAGCGUCUUAAUUCUUUAAACUUGGGACAAUUAUUUUUCAGCUUCCAAAAUUCCCAACAUAUCUGGUCUGACCAAUUGUUUGUCUGCUUCCUGGCAGCAGGGCUCCUGUCUGUUUUGGAGGAGCUCCACUGCCUCAGUGCUGCGGUGGUUAACAGCUCUGAGGAUUCUGCGGAGGAGGGAGUGGGACAGAGUGACAGCGUGGGACCGUCCACAGGCAGUCUGACAGCUGAUACCUAAUGAUGAGUCACUCGAGCCAGCCAACAUACCUUUAAUUUGUUUAAAAGGUGGGCAGUGAUGAUGCUUGAGGAGCCAGAAAAACACAGCCGAGGGAAAAUAAUGGCUUUCAGUGCAGAUUCAGUGUACUUGGAUUGAAAACAAACAGGAAAUCUUUUGUUACAUCUUCUGUGUCCGACCAAAGAUGAAUUUCAUUCACUGAGAAUUCUGGGAAACACUGAUGGACACAGUAUUAGACUCAACAAAGACUUACGGCUGUAUCACCGCUCCUGAAUUCUAAUGAGUAAAUCUCAACACAAGUGCAAUGAAAAACUCUGAUUAUUAAGUAAUCUGCGGUAAAAAAAAAACCUUUUUUGCAGAAUAAUUUGCAUUUUUAUUUCUCGCAGGGUCUCAAAUUGCUUAACGGUUAAAACACUUUCAUAUCUUUCACUUAUUCUAAAGGAUAUUUUCUGCUGAAACCUGUUUUAGUUGUUCCUUUUUCACAGUCUAGAGCCACACAAACCCAAAAAUCUAAUAUGAACAUUUGUGUGAUCUUUAUACAUUUCAUGUCGCAGAACAUUGUUUUUUAAACUGCAUCAACUUCAAUAAAUACAGAUAAGUGACUUUUUUUUUUUCAAAGCCAUCUUUAUCUAAUGGCAGUUAGAAAUGUGCCACAGUAGCUGACGAGUUGCUGUCUAGUGUGCACAGACGUCAGCUCUGCAGGCACUGACCCUAGUAGUUUCUGUGAUGAUUCAAAAAUAUCUGUUAUGUGCAGAGAUUUGUCUCAAUUUUCAGUGCAGCCUAGAGAAAUAAUAUUGAUAUUGCAGAUCUGUUGUGUUUAAGCAGUUUAGAGGAUAUACCUAGGAAGCCGUUCAUAAUACAUCAGAUAUACAGAAGCGCAGAUACAAAUAUGAUAAGCUAGCUGCAUAAGAAAUGAAAAAAUACAAUAGAGUUUCUCAGGUUUAGUGAAGAAAUCUGCGGUUGUUUGCUGAAGCAGGUGUAAAUGUCAUUGGUUUCUCCAUCAAAGAGGCACAAUAGGGAGGACCUGUAUGAUUUCAAAUGGAAAGAAAUCAAUAUUUCUUAUUAUAAGUUUCUCUAUAGAGGUGAAUCUGAAAGUGACUGUGCAGUCAUAGGAUGGAUGAUGAUAAACAUCAUGAUGAACUAGAUAAUUGUGCUAUUUGUCAUGUUGUCACGAGUGCUAAUAAAUUUUACGGUAGUUUAGAGUUUCAAGCCUCUAGGUAAAACCAUCUUAUAGAGAGCUCAGCAAAAUUACUAAUAAAGUCUAGACAUCUCUACUCUCCUUUUUUUUUUAAUAAGAGCAUCACAAAUAUUUUGCAGACACUCACUGCUGGAGAGGUAAUUCAUCACAGCGAGCAGAAGAUGAAAACAUCAAAUACAUUUUAUGAAAGAGUAUUACUUGAUUUCAGCGGAGCACUCUUGCAUCUACUGAGCGCUCCAGAGUUUGCAAAACAGCAUGAGAGACAUGAGAGCAUUGUGAUGUGUAUUAUGUUUCAUACAAAGUCUGUGAUAAACAGUGAAAGACAGGGAUGGAAUCAGCGUCUAAACCUGAAUGCACCUCUUAAAGGAAUGUGCCACCAAUUUUAAUGCUCUGACAUUGGUCCAACAAACCUGUGUAAGAAGCAAGCAAACAUUAAUAACACUGGGCUAUUAGUUAUUUAGCAGUAGAAGACAAUGUUCAUGUUUGCUGGAGAAGAGACGCAUUUAAAGAUAGUUUCUUCAUUCUCAAGUGCAGUCAAAAACCACCAGAGGGCGAUAUUGUCAAAGGUGAGAGCAGCUCAUAAAUUGCAGCAAUUUCCAGAAUUCUGUUGGGGAUUCUUUUGAUAUUUUUUGUUAGAAUAUUACUGAGGACAAUCCUGACAAAAUAGCCUCUAUAUGUUACUUUAUGUUCUUACCUGCAACCUUAACCAGGCCAGGAUGGGGUGAAUAUAAUGUAUGACCACCUUUUGAGCCUGUAUGAACUUCACAUUCUAGUCGUUGGGCAAAAAUUGCAACUCCUGCCACAGAUGUCAAAGCAACAAAACAUGAGUUAUUUAAAAUAGUUUUUCAUCCUGUAGCAUUAUUUAGUGUUUUCACGGUGGCUAUUCAACCCAACCCUGAAACUGCUUUAGGCAAAUAUUCUUUUAGCACCAGAUUAAUCCAGAAUCAUUCAUCAAACUGCUAGUAAAGAGUGACUCUCCUCUCCACAGGACAAGCUUACAGAGUCCAGUGUGGGUUGCUCUACAUCACACUGGCUGAUACUUGGCGUUGCACAUCUCAGAGUGAGGAUUGUUAGACAGAGGAAGUUUAGGCUUCUGUAAGUGAUGCAACAGUUGGUAGGGUAUUUUUGCAUGGACUCUAGAUGUGCAUCUGAACUGUUGAUGCUUCCAGGUGCUUGCACUUCACAAAAAUAACAUACAGUUGAGGCAGGUUCAGAAGGGCAAACUUGCAGCAAGGACAACAUCCUAUGAAUAUGGUACAUUUAAAGUCACCAAACUGUUCGUGACCCAUUCUGAAGUCGUCUUAUUAGUGUUUUGAGGAUUUAAUAUUUAUGCAUUAGAUUUGAUGCACUUGUUUGCAGUGGAUGUGGCUAAAAAACCUCAGAAAAUAAGCAUAGUAGUGUGUGAAGGUGUGGUUUGGACUCUGCUUACAGCUCCAAGAUGAUUUAUAAAUCAUUCUAAAUGAGAAACUCUGAAAGAAAUAUUAGCGCUUACCCUGUUUCUCUACAGACUGGGAACAACAGGCUUUCAUAAUUCUGGUCAAAAACUCUCUGUAUGACGUUAAAUGUUUAUACUUUGUUGUGAGUGAGGAAAAAAGGGAUUUUUCAACAUACAGCUUGAUUUUAACUAUUUCCAUGUCCUUAUUGACUGCAGUGAGAAGAUUAUUGUGUUUCAACCAGACAUUGCUGUGGUAGACUGAUGAAUAAUUUUGUGUAACAUUGCAAUCCAAACAUGACAUGAAAUAAAUUAGGCAAUAAAAAACAGUCAAUAACCUGCCAGUAGAUUUUUAUUAACAAUUCAGAAUGGAAACUUGAUUCAAACCAGGAAGUGCACACCAUCUGUGUUUUUACUUGUCUGACUCCCAGUAGCUGUAGGGCUGGGUACUGACUCUGGCUCUGGAGUUGCUGCUUGUGUUUAAAUUAGCUUAAAAUUUCAGUUUUCGAAGGUAGAAAAUAAGUAAAAAUGCAGUAACUGUUCGAUAGCAUACUAAAAAGGAAUUAUUAUUUUUUGACUCUGUCUAGCUGUCUCUCAGAAGCUAUAACCAUACAAAUAUAAAAUAAUCUUACUAAAUGCAGAGUGACAUAAGAUAAGAAGAAUUUUAUUUAUCCCCAAAGGGAAAAUUUAAUUGUCUGUCGUCUCAUUUGUCAUGUCUCAAAAUAGUUAUCUACUAUUCACAGAAGAGUUGUUAAGUCUGAUGACUGUGGGUACAAAAGAUCUUCUGAACCUUUCUGUCCUGCAGCGAAGACAGACGAGCCGUCCACUAAGGGUGUCACUAUACAACUUUUUUUACUUCUGAUACAGUACUGAUAUUGUAGCCUUCAGUAUGGCUGUUACCGAUAUUGAUCUGAUAUUGGCACAAACUUGUGCAUGACAAGUUUUGCACUCAGCUGCAACGUCUUUUUUGGACUUAAACAAAAAAUACUGCCACACAGCCAUCAUCACUCCUACUCCCUGCUUCUUUGUUAGCACCUUAGUACACACUGUUGUUGUGAUUUUGUGGGCUCCGCCUGCUUGAUCCGGUUGCUGCUAGUUAGAGGUGCUGGAGCAGAGUCUGGAAUGGACCACUUGUAUCGGAGUGCUGAUAUCGGAGAUUUUACUUGCAGGCUGAUAUAAUCCGACAUUAAUUUCUUGGCUGAUAUCAGACCAAUAUCCGAUAUCAGCAUCGUAUGGGGACACUCCUAACAUCCACCACCAUUGGCCCUUUGGUCCAUCAAGGUGUUGUGAAGUGGGUGAUCCAUGUUUUUUAGAAUAGUCUCCACCCUCCUCAGUGUAGAUCUCUCCACCACAUCCUCCACUGAGUCCAGCUUGAAUCCAACCACAGAGCCAGCCUUUUUUACCAGUUUGUUCAGACUUCUUCCAUCUUUGUGUUUGAUGCUUCCUCCCCAGCAGAUUGCAGCGUAAAACAGCACACUUGCCACCACAGACUGAUAAAACAUCUGCAGCAUCUUACUACAGUUGUCUAUUGAUCGGAGUCUUCUCAGGCAAGAGGCGGCUCUGCUCCUAAAAUAUAAAAUAUAGUCCCAACAACAUGUUUCUAAGCAAUAUUUUUGUGCACAAUUUCACAUCUAUUUGAGAUUUCAUGUUUGCUUUAGUACCAUCCCUGUCCUUUAGCCAGUUCUGUGAUGUUGCCUUUACUGACCACUAUUUCUUAUUGAUAGAUUUCAUUGUCUUCUUAUUAGCCUGUGCACUUUUUCUCCACCCUCUGGUUCUGAUGCUGAUGUGCUGUCAGAGCGCAGCGCGUCAGAUCCAAACAUCUGUGGUCAUGGGCCCCGCCUAUCAUCAGCUGUUUGCAUGGAGGCUAAGUUCCAAACCUGUUACAAACUAAAUCUCCCAACCUACAAGUUUUUUCCACUGUCUGUAUGUUGUGGAGAGAGUUUCACUAAUAGGUUUGAGUGCAUAUUUAAGAGAUCAUCAAUGGCCUUAAAAUACCAAGUCAGAUUUUUAUAACUCAACAAAGGGAUUUUUACAGAAUCGAGGAGAUAGAAAAGAAAGUGUUUUUUAUUACCUUAAGAGACACCUGCAUGAGGACAGAUGCUCUUUGCACAAAAUGCUCCUGAUUACAGGCUCUUUCUUGUUGCUCUUUACUGUCUUGGCAAAUCUUAUUUUCUGCGUUUCUAAUCAAACUUGUGGUCAAACCUCUACUUAUCGUAAGUGUUGUGAAGCACAAUUUUCUGCUGCAAAAUGAUGUUUUACACUUUAAAACAUGUCUUCCAAGUCUUGUCCUUUUGGGGGUAGUCCUCCUUUAAGUUUGUAAAAAGUCAGAGCCCAGAAUUUGGCAAAGUCUAUCAUGGACUUUAUUAGCGCUGUGUCAUUUUGCAGUCACAUACAGUUUUAUUUGCCAACCCAGAGUUUGAUUUUAUAACUCUGUUUACAAAAUGUCCUCUGGAAUACUAACUCCUGUGUUUUUGGAUUAGAGGAUUACAUGCUGCAUAACAAGCAUCACUUCCCCAGUCAGGGGAUGGAGAUAACAUUUGAUUUAAGUUAAUAACUGCUUCAAACAAACAUGUCUGACGCUGGGCUUUAGCUUGUGAUGCCACCAGCUAACAUCUUUGCAAAGUUCUCUCAGGCCGGAGGUCAGAGCAAACUUGAAGCAGAGCGAGAGGCUGAUGUGAUCCAGAGAGUCAGGGCUGUCGACCACCAGCACUGCAUGCUGUAUUACAGCUUGCUGGAUGGAUAUGUGCUGCUGUGGCAGGCCAAGCUACAGGGAAGAGAGCAGCAGCAGCCACGGAGAGUGGUGUGAGAGAGGGAGCCAAGUUACUCUAUUUAUAGAUGCAGGCGAUGUGGAGCAUGUUUGGAGGGGGUUCUGUGAGCUGAACUGUCCAAUCUUCAAACUACAGCGACACUUUAUGAGAAGUCCCAGAAGGUGUUAUUGAUGCAAAUUUUAUAACAUGACCACAAGCACGACAUUUUGAGAUGCAUCACGAAGAAAAGUAAGUCAAGAAGUUCACAGAACCGCGCCAAGUUUAACACUCAUCCGAAGUAGCGGUGGGAAUCACCAGAUACAAUAUUACUGCAAUUUUAAUCAUCUUGCAAUACAGUGAGUAUUGUGAUUCAAUCUGUUGCGAUUGAUACAUUUUUUUCAACUGUUUAGCUAAUUUAGCAUUUGUCUUUCCUUUAUGUUUGUCUUAUUUACACAGUAUUUUAUUUUCAUGUAGCACAUCUUUCAAACCUUGUGUGUCAGGUCCAUCUCAUUUGUGCCCUUCUGGAUUUCUAAUGUCUUUCCCCAGGUGCUGCUAUGUUUGUUGCAUUAACUUUCUCCUACUCUAUCAUAUCACCUCUGCCAACCUCACUGGACAAACAGUUGGCUUAUUUUUCCAUUAUCAUAGAUUUGACUUCAUAUUGACAAUUAAUUUGAAAAAAACAAUACUUGGUCAAUGAGACAAUACGAUAUAUCUCUAGACAAAAUAUCACGAUACUAUGCUGUAUCAAUUUUUUCUCACACCCCUAAUCCGAAGAGUGGUAUUAGUCUUUAUUUUGAGGGGAACAGUGAGGCAAAUCAACCACAAGCAAAACAAAAAUUCUUGUGUUAGCAACUCUGAAUUUUCAAAUACUUUUCAAUUUAUUUUGACAGCUUUGAUCGAUAAAAAAGUAAUGACUUGAAGCAAGAGCUCUUUACUGAGAAUGUUUGUAGGUAGUAUCCAACAUAUGGUUUCUUUAUUAAAACAGUGAUCAUGAACAGGUCCUUGAAGUCUCCACCUGUGCCAAUCAGUCACCUAGUUUUGAGCUGUAAUUGCAGUUUGCCUUCAGGCUGAUCAGAGCAAUUUGGGAUGGAGCUGCUGAAGU